Molecule: messenger RNA, 1830 nt
Organism: Marasmius oreades (fairy-ring Marasmius)
Lineage: Eukaryota; Fungi; Basidiomycota; Agaricomycetes; Agaricales; Marasmiaceae
Exons: 5
Coding region: 1-1830 (609 amino acids)
Source: RefSeq, a predicted model, not a curated record
AUGGCCUUGAAACCAUUGCGGCUGCAUAUGACCACUCCGAUUCUUCUGAAAUGUCCUGAUGGCCACUACCGGCAAGUAGUAUUUCAACUUGGUCCUUACAUUGGUGACUAUCCGGAGCAAACAUACCUUGCAUGCAUUGUCCAGGGCUGGUGUCCAAAAUGCAUGGCUAGACCAGAGAAUUUAGAUGGAGUUGAUGAAAAUGGUGAUAGAGCCUUUGCAAGAACAUAUGAAUAUCGCCAGGCCUUUGUCCAGGGAGAUAAACGAAAGGUUUGGAGGGAAUUUGGGCAAAGAACUGAUGUCUCACCUUUUACUGAUCAAUUCCCCCGUGCCGACAUCCAUGUUCUUCUUACCCCAGAUCUCCUACACCAAAUCAUCAAGGGCACAUUCAAGGAUCAUAUUGUUACUUGGAUUUGCAGUUACAUUCUUGAGGCGUAUGGGAAAGAUGGUAAUCGAAUUUUGAAGGAUAUCGAUAGAAGAAUUUCUGCUGUUCCAGCCUUUCCAGGUAUACGUCGAUUUCCUGAUGGUCGAGACUUUGCCCAGUGGACAGGUGAUGACUCCAAGGCAUUGAUGAAGGUUUAUAUUGCUGCUGUUGCAGGGUAUAUUCCCCGUGAAAUGGUCAAAGCUCUCUCAUCCUUCAUGCACCUAUGUUAUAUUGCUUGCAAAAAUGAAAUUAACACCCAUGACCUUGACCAGUUCUACCAGUACCUCCAAGCCUACCAUAAAUAUAGGGCUGCUUUUAUCACCUAUGGAACCCGUGAAACCAUCUCCCUCCCUCGACAACAUUCUCUAGUUCAUUAUGAAGAAUCAAUUCGUCAAUUUGGUUCACCAAAUGGUCUCUGUUCCUCGAUUACAGAAUCAAAGCAUAUCAAGGCUGUCAAGGAGCCCUGGCGACGGUCAAACAGGUACAAUGCUCUUCUGCAGAUGUUGACAACCAUUCUCCGACUCGAUAAAAUGGAUGCUCUGCGGAGGAAGUUUGUUCAACGAGGAAUGCUCACUGGUACCACCACCUCAUUCACAGAGGAUUUACUCAAUAUGCCAGACUGGGAGGAUGCUGAGGAUUCCUACCUGGACUUUAUACAGCCAGAGAGAGAGACUGAGAAUGAUCUUGGACCCUGUGACGACCAGAGUGGUGGUGUUUCAGUUCAUUUAGCAUACACUGCUGCUCGUGGGUAUCCUCACACAGUUGAAACCCUUUCUCGCCAUAUAAAUCAACCCAAAUUCCCCCAUGUCCUUCGACAGUUUCUCUUUGACCAGCUCAAUCCACACUCUGAUAUCUUUGGUGAAAGCCUAGAUAUUGACCAGUGUCCUCCAUUUAGCGAAAAAAUUACUGUGUUUCACUCUGCUGUGCUUACUUGCUUUGCACCCAGUGAUGAAUGUGGGAGCAAUGGAAUGUAUAGGGAACGCAUCCGCUCAACCCCACAUUGGCAUGGCAAGCGCCCUCGCAGAGAUACAGUGUUUGUACAGGUAGACGGCUCACUCCCAGGUGUUCUUGGCCUUGCAGUUGCUCGAGUACUCCUCUUUUUCUCCUUCAUCUAUAACAAGAAGAACUACCCAUGUGCACUGGUCAACUGGUACCUCCGGUCAGAUGAUGAGCCUGAUGAAGACACUGGAAUGUGGGUUGUAGAACAGGAAGUGCAAAGAGAUGGAAGACCCACUUUAGCUGUAAUUCAUCUGGAGUCAAUUGCCCACUCUGCGCAUCUUCUCCCCCGCUUUGGUAUAGAUGCUCUUCCAGAAAACUUCCAUCACUCCCAGUCUCUUGAUGUAUUUGAAUCAUAUUAUAUUAACAAGUUUGCAAAUCAUAGAAUGUUUAGUUUUUUAUCUAGCAAUUGA